This is a messenger RNA of Lichtheimia ornata, 1197 nucleotides long. RefSeq lists its product as uncharacterized. Bases 1 to 1197 code for a protein of 398 amino acids. The record is from RefSeq and is a predicted model, not a curated record. Gene Ontology annotation, molecular function: catalytic activity. The transcript is spliced from 5 exons. Lineage: Eukaryota; Fungi; Mucoromycota; Mucoromycetes; Mucorales; Lichtheimiaceae.
AUGGUUGCUCCCGGCGAGUUAUUAACGUUUGACUACCGAGCAAGCGAUUCCACCAGCAGUAUCGACAAUUCACGAUCGUCGCUCAAGAUUGUGCAGUGGAAUGUUGAACGCAACUAUGAAUCCAAGGCCAUUAUUGAUACGUUGAAAGAACUCGAUGCCGACGUGUAUAUUUUGCAAGAGAUUGAUAUUGGAUGUCGUCGAUCCGGGAGUCGUGACCAUAUGAAAGAGCUAUGCAAGGCAUUGAAGGUCAAAGGUGGAUUUGUAUGCGAGUUCCUGGAAAUCGAUAGCCCGAUACGACAGCCACGAGAUGAGGGUGGUGGCGUGCAUGGCAAUGCCAUUUUGUCCAAGCAUGACAUUGAAUUCAGAGUGCUGCAGCAUCAAUACCAUGGAUAUGAUUGGGAUCAUGAGGGUGAAAAGCUUCGAGAACCAAGGAUAGGGCAGCGAUAUACAUUGGCCGGUACUGUACAUGCAGCAGAGAUGCCACCCAUUCUUUGUUAUUGCGUUCAUUUGGAGGUCUUUACGGGAAUUAUUGGCCGAGUAAGCAGCUUUUCCGAAGUACUGGAAGAUGCCCGACAACAUAGCAAAAGGAUCCCGCAUCAAGUGAUUGGUGGCGAUCUCAACACAAUGGCUCAUACUAUUGCACGAUUAUCAUGGAAGUACGCAAGGGAUCGGUACCGGUUCCUAAGCCUAGGCGAUACCGAGAGUGGAUGGUGGGACAGCCACGUGUUAUCUUUCCACGACCAUGAUGGACCAGUUAAUACACAGCUUAUGGGUGCUGCCUAUUUCCUUCUUCCCCAAAGGCUUGCAAGGUGGUUGAGUGGCUUUAGCGAGGACGUUUUACGCCAAGCACGUAAUCCUGGAUUUUAUGAUCCUUGGUCAGCACAAGAGGUGACACUCGAGAAUCCAGCGUACUUUGGAUUGUUUAAGGCUAAGCUGGAUUGGACACUGCUGCGGUGUUUGAGAACAGUAAAGAGAGCUCGUGGCAAUGACGAUUAUCGUGCCAGUGAUCACAAGUACCUGAUGGUGCAAGUUGUUCCCGAUACCACCGAGGAGAUCAAACAAGAAUAUGCAUUGUGGAAGCAACGUAGGCGGGAAUGGAAUUAUCCUGUUGGGUUGUCAUGGACAAUGAUGGUGACGGCAUCACUACUGGUAGCUGCAACAGCAACAAGCAUCUAUUAUUGGGACCUUCUAGUAUAG